AUGGAGGAUGCGGAGCAGGAGGUGGCAUCGCAAGCGUCUGGUACGUCACUUUCGGAUAGUGAACCAGAGGCGGUCGCCCUGUACUCAGGCAAACUCAGAGCGCUGAAAGUGCAAGUGAAGUCGGACUUCACCAACGCGAGAAGGACCCUGAUCGUCGAUCUCCGUCGGGUCAGUUCCGGUGAGUUGUCAUUUGAUCAGGUAGCAAGCUCACCCGUGUUGACUGAGUGUUACGAACGAGCUGCAUCCGUAAUUGCCGAGCUCGUUAGUGUUUACACCACGGAGGAUAACAAUAGUCAGGCAGAGAAGAUGUUGAGAGAACUUGAGAAGUUGCAAGAAGAAUAUGCAGAGGCAUCGGCCAUGAUUGUUGAGUAUGGCAGAGGCGCAGUAGAAGACCCCGUCCCUAGAUCUAGGAGGCUGUAUGCAGCACCUCACGAUAGUUCGCAUGACGAAAGGUCAAUUCAGUUUCAAGAUAGUAGAUACGACGCACGCACACGUGGGGCUAGCCCGUAUUUACCGUUACAGAGACGAUCGCUGAACUCGCGUCAGCUUUCGCAGAGCCUGAGUGAUUUAUCCAUUCAGGGACCCCGAGAUGCCGUGAACGUAGCUGCCGCCAUUCACGAGGAGCACCACGCACCAGUUCAGGGAUGGCCGCAAGCUAGUGAUGAAAGGCGAACGCCAACCGGCCUGAGCGCGGAUGGGGGAGAUCAAACGAAAGAAAUCCAAAUCUCCUCAGAGCACGAACAGCAGUCUCAGAGAGAAGUCCCGCAGGUCACGCAGACAGCAGUGGCAGCUCCGCCACCCGCCACGAGUUCGUGUGUCGUACCGCAAACCUCGUCAGUUGCAGGACUCGUGGUGGCGCCGACCGCCUCAAGUGCAACAUCCGCUACGAAGACGCAAGCUCCGCGCCAACCACGCGGUGCAGCAGAAGUCACAACACGUGCGACCGCGAGCACUUCGUAUAGUGCACAAUCUAGCAGUGCAAGUCGGCCUGCCGCGGGCAGGCAGCAUCAGGCAAGUCAGGGCAUCGCAGCCCACGCAUCGCAGGCAUCGAAAGUGAGGUCGACGCAUUCACAGCCUGCCACUCGGCAGCACUUGACCAGUGCAAGUGCAUUUUCUAUGCCAAGGAUCUACCCUACCCCUGGUGCGAAUCCUGCAUCUGCUAGUGCAAGCUACAUAUACAGCAGUAGUAGUUAUGGUGCUAACAGCUACAGUGCCAUGCCAAGUAUGCAAUUCAGUAGUCCCAACCAGUAUGGAACACAGCAACCUAUGUGGACAGGCAACAACAUCACGCAGCCUAGCUAUGCAACCUAUAGCAACGUCCCACAAAUGGUCGCACAGACACCAAGCAUGACAACUCAGCAUGGUCUAGCCUUACCUGCUGCAGAGUCCACCACCAUGCCACAACCGCAGAGUGCACUGACGGCACCUCACCAACCGGAACCAUGGCGUCAGCUGAAGCAGAUCGGCAUUCCGACAUUCAACGGCGACAAAAGAAAAUUCGAGUCUUGGCGUGCGGCGUUCAUGGCAUGCAUAGACGCAUCUCCGGCAGCACCAGAGUACAAGCUACUGCAACUCAGGCAGUACCUAGUCGGCGACCCACUGGACUCCAUCGAUAGCUUAGGCUAUUCCCCUGCUGCGUACGAGGCCGCCAAAGCGCUACUGGUCAGGAAGUAUGGCGGAGAACGCAGGCGUGUCGCGAUCCACGUAGAAGAAAUCGAGCAGUUCGGUAAGGUUGGCUACAACAGAGCGUCCGAGUUCGAGAAAUUCACGGAGCUCCUCGAGGUAGUAGUCAUCAACCUGAAAGACAGCGGCCGGGCCGCAGAACUGGAGGCUGGUACGUUCUACCAGAAGCUCCUCCGUAAGUUCGACGAACGUGUGCUUGCACAGUACCAUCGAUGGCGGUAUGAUCGGCAAGUAGAAGAGUCCGUCGAAGCCCUGCUCGAAUGGGCACGAGUAGAAUCAGAGCUAAUGAUGAUCUCGGCAGAAACGGUGAGCGGCGUAGCAGUAAAAACCACGCCCCAACAGCAGCAACCACCCCGAGAUAACCGGUUCCAGAGGCGUAGUGCUCCGCCUAGUCGCAACCACGCAUAUCAUGCUCAACAGAAGAGCGACGUCAACUGUGCAGUAUGCAAAGGCGCACAUCCCCUGUGGAAGUGUGCGGCAUUUAAGGUCAUGUCGGUCAAUCAGCGUUGGCGGCUCGCCAAGCAGAGCAACGCGUGCUUCCGGUGCUUGGGCAGUGGCCAUGCUGGCAAGGACUGCCCCCGUGAUCGUGAGUGCCCGGUUAGUGGAUGCAUCAAACAUCACCACCCGCUGCUCCAUGGCAGCAAUGUUACCGGCAGCGCACAGCCAACUCCGGAAGCUGAGAAGCCCGCACCCCAGACAUCACUGGUCACGACUGUCACAGAGGGGGAGCCAGAAGCAGCGACACAUGUGGCACAAGGGCGCCGGACGGACCGUGUAGCUCUACGGACAAUCCCGGUGACACUGUGCAACGGUCAGCAGUCAGUGACUGUCAACGCUUUGCUGGACGAUGCCAGCACUGUGACGUAUGUGCACACUAGUAUCGCCACUCGACUCGGUUUGAGUGGCAAACGCCAACGGACGACGGUCAGCACGCUCAAUGGCAAGCUGGAGACGUUCGAGACUAUGCCAGUAGACAUCGAGCUGAGGAGUGUUGAUGGCAACUUGAAGCAGACGAUCACGGCGUACACCACCGACAAAUCCGUGACUGGCGACCUUCGCGCAGUCGACUGGCUAGAAGAGGCUAGUAACUACCCGCACCUGAGGGAGAUUCCAUUCCCAGCGGUGGGAGAACACGACACUGUAGAUAUGCUGAUCGGCAGUGACCAAGUCCAGCUGCACGUAUCGACGCGUGACGUCAUUGGUGAACCUGGGCAACCUGUCGCUAGGUUAACACCGCUCGGAUGGACCUGCGUAGGGAAGCUCAGAGCACCCAACUCCAAGCAGACGCAGGGCCCACAGCCCAACCGUUCGUACUACGUCGGUGGAGACAAGUCAAUUGCAGGAGUCGAGCAAGCCCUGCAACAGUUCUGGAAGGUCGACAGCUGUGGCGUCGAGACGGACAAUGCGGCUCCAGGACCAACAUCGGCAGACGAGGCCGCAGCGGUGAAAUUAGUGGAAGACUCCACGCGGCUAGUAGACGGCCGGUAUGAAGUAUCGAUACCAUGGAACAGUCGUAAGGCGGAGUUAGUCAACAACGUUGAUAUGGCGACUAAGCGGCUGGAGUCAACACGUCGACGACUGCAACGUGAACCGCAAGUAGCCCGAGCAUACGCCAGAGUGAUCCAAGAUUACCUCGAGAAAGGAUAUAUCACCGACGUCACUGACGAAGCGCCUACCGACCAAUGCUGGUAUCUGCCACACUUCGCCAUUGUGCGGCCACAGAAGACGACAACUAAGGUCCGGAUUGUGUUUGACGCAGCCGCCUCCUACCACGGCAUCUCACUUAACGACGCCAUCCACGCCGGCCCGAAGUUGCAGCGAGACCUUUGCGAUGUUCUCACCCGGUUCCGAAGAAAGCCCAUCGCCGUUGCCUGCGACGUAGCAGAGAUGUAUCUGCAAGUUUCAAUACGCCCCGAGGACAGGCCGUACCACCGCUUUUUGUGGCAGGACCCGGCCUCCGAUGGUCCGGUCAAGAAGUACCAGUUCAACCGCUUAGUCUUCGGUGUAAACGCGUCGCCAUUCUUGGCUCAGUAUGUCGCCCGCCAAGUCGCGGACGCAAGCGUCGAUACCCACCGAUCAGCAGCAGAGGCCAUCCUGGACAGUACGUACAUGGACGAUACGAUGGACAGUACUGCCACGGUCGCCGACGGUACCAAGCUCCAUGACGACCUAAUGGAGCUGUGGGGGAAGGCAAGCAUGCGACCGAGAAAGUGGUUAUCCAACUCGACUGCGUUGCUGAGUACGAUCCCAGAAGAAGAACGCGCAGCGGAUGUCGACCUGACGGUGGGAGACCUACCAUCGGUAAAAACGCUCGGAGUGACAUGGUCUGCCCUCGAUGACGAGUUCACGUUCCGCGUGCAGCAACCGGAUCUGCCCAAGCGUAUCACAAAGCGCUACCUCUUGCAGCGGACAGCAGCCGUAUUCGACCCACUCGGCUUCAUAUCGCCGUUCGUCGUUCGAGGCAAGAUGCUGAUGCAGGAAUGCUGGAUGAGUGGCGUCGACUGGGACGAGCAACUUCCCGACGCGAUAGUUGAUAAAGCCCAGCAAUGGUUCCAAGAGUUGAGCGAGCUCAGCAACGUCCGAGUCCCGCGUCAAUUUGAAGCAUCGACCGGCAAGCUCGAGCUGCAUGCAUUCUGCGAUGCGUCCAGCGAAGCCUAUGGAGUUGUUCUGUAUGCGAGAAGUGUGCGCGAAGAUGGAACAGCGGAGUGCAGAUUCCUCGUGUCGAAGAGUCGUGUCGCGCCCACCGCCGCUACCAGCAUUCCCCGGCUCGAGCUCAUGGCGGCAGUUCUCGGCCAUCAGGUUGCCACUCGAAUGAGUAAAGUGCUCGACGUGCCACUUAGUACUGUCACCUUCUGGAGCGAUAGCACGACGGUCCUCCACUGGAUUCGUAGCUACAGUCGGCGGUUCAAACCAUUCGUCGCGAAUCGCGUCAGCUACAUCCAGCAGCGUACCGCACCGCGACAGUGGCGCUACGUCCCUACGGGACAGAACCCAGCUGACCUGGCAUCACGAGGAGCUUGCGUCAACGACCUGGUCAACGCAGACCUAUGGUGGCAAGGACCGGCGUUUUUGAGCAACGGCUCAACCUGGCCAGCCACGGAGCUAAAGGAUACUUCGGGGUUGAGCGACGACCCGGAAGUUCGCAAGGCAGCUGUGCAGGCGUCUGAGAGCGCAUUCGUGACGCAGCAGAUCACCGUCGUGCAACCAAGCCGCUACUCCAACUGGACGAGACUUGUGAGAGUUCAGAGACUUGUGAGAGUUCAGGCAUGGAUCAACCGGUUCGUCAAUAACUGCAGACAAGGGGACCGCGUCAGCGGAGAGCUAAACAUCCAAGAGUUGGAAGCGGCGGAACUUGCCAUCAUCUACGGAGCGCAGCAGGAUGCAUUUGGUGACGACAUCAGCGCACUGAAGAAGGGGAAGACUCUGCCAGCAGCAUCGCGGUUAGCAAAGAUGUGUCCGCGACUGGAUGAGGAUGGCCUACUACGUUGUGACGGCCGCACCCGCCUAGCUGACUGGCUCCCGUACAGCACGCGCUUCCCGAUCAUUCUACCCCGGAAACAUGAAGUUACGUCGCUAAUCGUGAAGCACCACCACGAGCUGCGACAGCAUGGUGGCACGAACGAGACGCUCGCGGCAUUGACAGAACGGUUCUGGCUGGAGUCUGCCCGAGAGGAGAGCCAGUGGGAAGCUGAAUGCAUGGUGUGCCGACGUCGCAAAGCCAGGACGGCAGAGCAAGUUAUGGCGCCGUUGCCGAAGGUCCGGCUCGCUACACCGUUGAGAGCCUUCGCUAGAGCCUCGGUAGACUAUGGCGGCCCAUACUUAACGAAACAAGGGCGAGGACGCAGCCAAGCCAAACGUUACCUCUGCGUUUUCACCUGCCUGCUAACCCGAGCCGUACACUUCGAGAUGAGCUACGGCCUCGACGCCAGCUCGUUUCUUAACGCGUUCUCAAGGAUGGUCGCGCGCCGUGGAAAACCGCUGGAGAUCAUUUCAGAUAAUGGGACGAAUUUCGUGGCAGCCGAUCGUGAGCUGAGGGAACUGGUGGAGGCUCUGGAUAACGACGCAGUUUUCAAGUCCCUGGCCAACCGUGGGGUGGCUUGGAAAUUCAACCCGCCGCUAGCCCCGCAUUUCGGCGGAGUCCACGAAGUAAUGGUUAAGGCGGCGAAACGCGCCCUCAAGGCAGUUCUCGGCAAUGCUGACCUGACGGAUGAGAUGCUGGCAACUGCGCUCACGAACGCCGAAAGCCUUAUGAACAGCAGACCGCUCACGUACCAGUCGGCCAGCCCUGACGACAGCUCGCCGCUAACGCCGAACCACUUUCUGACGGGUCAGAUGGGCGGUCAGUUCGCCCCAGAAAGCGUAGACACCACAGGUUUCCACCCCAACCAGCGAUGGCGGCAAGUUCAAGACGUGGUGAAGCAGUUCUGGCGGCGCUGGCUCAAGGAGUGGGUGCCGACUCUCAACGCGAGACGGAAGUGGCUAAAAGAACGGAGAGACGUGGCAGCAGGAGACAUCGUCUUGGUAUUGCAACCGGAUGCACCACGUGGGCACUGGCCACUCGGACGCGUCAUGGAGACCAAGCCGGGCCCAGAUGGUCACGUGCGUGUUGUGGAGGUGCAAGUCGGCGGGAAGCGAAUCACCCGUCCCAUCACCAAGAUCUGCCCGCUAGAUGCAUAG
Sycon ciliatum is the source of this 6360-nucleotide messenger RNA. RefSeq lists its product as uncharacterized. Gene Ontology annotation, biological process: DNA integration. The transcript has a single exon. The record is from RefSeq and is a predicted model, not a curated record. Gene Ontology annotation, molecular function: nucleic acid binding; zinc ion binding. Bases 1 to 6360 code for a protein of 2119 amino acids. NCBI's taxonomy places the organism in Eukaryota, Metazoa, Porifera, Calcarea, Leucosolenida, Sycettidae.